Coprinopsis cinerea okayama7#130 is the source of this 3360-nucleotide messenger RNA. Its product is annotated as ankyrin repeat domain-containing protein 44. Lineage: Eukaryota; Fungi; Basidiomycota; Agaricomycetes; Agaricales; Psathyrellaceae. The transcript has 6 exons. The record is from RefSeq and is a predicted model, not a curated record. Bases 1 to 3360 code for a protein of 1119 amino acids. Gene Ontology annotation, biological process: RNA processing. Gene Ontology annotation, molecular function: protein binding; RNA binding; RNA nuclease activity.
AUGACCGUGGCAUCGACGAGCCGCAUUCCAGCAGACGUGGCUACGAAAAUCGUGCUACAGGCAGGCAGCCAGGUCACUAGCGGCGCCACAGUCACAACCGGAAAUGUCAUCCAACACUUCCACGCCAAUGCACCACCGGACAACUCGAAUGGCAAACUGGUUGAAGAAAUCGCGGACUGGCUCAAAACCAAAGUCAACUUUCGAGCCAUCCACAACGACGUUACGAAGAAAAGGGCCGAGGACACGGGGGAUUGGUUCAUCGACAGUCCCGCGUACAAGGAAUGGAAACAGAACAAAGGGUCGCGUGUCAUCGACGAUCUGCUGCACGAAGAGUCCAAUGACCCAAAAAUUUGCGUCCUCUUCACCUACAACCGUUAUGACGAUCUGCUAUCCACCGCCGAGAUUCUGAAGGGUUUGGUUCUCCAGGCUACGCAGAAGCAGAUCCCGCAGUUCCUUGACGCCGUCAAAUCGACUCAAUCACGGUGUAAACAGCAACGAGUUGAACCAACCGAAGACGACAUGAUCAGUCUCCUCCUCAAGCUGGAGGAUAUCUUCGACCGCGUCUAUUAUAUCUUCGAUGGCGCAGACGAGCUGGUCCAGCCACACGUCAAGACUAAAACUCUAGAAGGGCUCAUCAAGGCAAUCAAUGGACUGAAAGGCGGAAAUGCCAUCAUUGCAUCCCGGCCAUUACAAGUGCUGAAAAAAUUCGAACGUGUUACUGAAGUCGAGUUGAACGCCCAAAGCGACGAUAUGCGAAUCCUCAUCAAUGGCAAGAUCGACUGGUCUCCAAACCUUCGUGAGGUGCUCGAGGAGAGUGGGAAGCGAGAAGAGAUCGUCGACGACAUAAUAGACAGAGCUGGUGGGAUGUUCCUGCACGCUGCGUUGCAAGUGGAAACACUCGACGGCUGCCCCACUAUUGCAGAUGUACGAGAGGAGCUGAGGAACUUCCCGAAGGACAUAACAGCAAUGUACAAGAAGACUUUCGACCGAAUUGAAGGCCAACACCCCCGGUUUGUGACACUGGCGAAGAUGACCUUGCUUUGGCUUGUACAUGCCAAGGGCUCGCUCCGGGUAGAGGACCUCCGGGCUGCGCUGGGGGUCAGCCCAGAGACGUUCAGUGUUGAGGAGGACCGCAUUCCCAAACUGGACGCCAUCAUCUCAGCAUGCUCCGGUCUGAUAGAACAUCAUCAGGAGACUGGCGUUGCUCGCCUUGUUCACUUCACUGCCCGAGACGCUUUGGAGCCACUGUUGGCCCGCGACUUCCCCCAACCCCAUAAACUCAUCACCAAGAUUCUUCUUCAACGAAUGAUCGACAACAACAUCCCCAAUUGCACCGUGGAAGGCUGGUCUGAACUGCGAGAACUCCUUCGGAAACCUCUCCUUGAUUACGCUUAUAAACACUGGGCAGAGCAUGUCAGGGAAUGCGGGGAAGAGGACGACACUCGUCGAGACGUUGCCAACUUUCUGUGCAAGUGUACUUCGUUUCCACAGAGGGACCAGUACUCCUUUAUGGGUUACGAUUCCUUUCAACCAUUGCACCUCGCUGCCGCCUACAACUUCCCGUGGUUUAUCGAAGAGGUCCUGGCACGCCAUAAUCUGUCUCUGGUACACAACCAACAACCUUGUGGACACUCCAAUUUCGAGGGAUUGGAUGUCAAUGCGCAAUCCAGAGAAGGUGUAACCGCUCUCAGGUUGGCCGCGCUGCAUGGACAUGGAAGCUGUAUACAGCUCCUUUUAGGAUUCCCCGCCAUUGACGUCAACACUGGAUAUACAACGCCGCUGGCACAAGCUGCCUGGAAUGGUCACGCAGACAUUGUCGAGCGGCUUCUCAAGGUGCCAGGCAUCGACGUCAACGCUGGAUUUGCAACGGCGCUGGCACAAGCUGCAGGGAGUGGUCACGCAGACAUUGUCGAGCGGCUGCUCAAGGUGCCGGGCAUCGACGUCAACGCUGGAUUUGAAAACGCGCUGGCACAAGCUGCAGGGAGUGGUCACGCAGACAUUGUCGAGCGGCUUCUCAAGGUGCCGGGCAUCGACGUCAACGCUGGAGUUCCAACGGCGCUGGCACAAGCUGCAGAGAGUGGUCACACAGACAUCGUCGAGCGGCUUCUCAAGGUGCCGGGCAUCGACGUCAAUGCUGGAGAUCCAACGGCGCUGGCACGAGCUGUAGGGGUUGGUCACACAGACAUGGUCGAGCGGCUUCUCAAGGUGCCGUGCAUCGACGUCAACGCUGGAGAUACAACGGCGCUGGCGUGGGCUGCAUUGAGUGGUCGCCAAGACAUCGUCGAGCGGCUUCUCAAGGUGCCGGGCAUCGACGUCAACGCUGGAGUUCCAACGGCGCUGGCACGAGCUGCAGGGAGCAGUCACACAGACAUUGUCGAACGGCUUCUCAAGGUGCCGGGCAUCGACGUCAAUGCUGGAGAUCCAACGGCGCUGGCACGAGCUGUAGGGGUUGGUCACACAGACAUGGUCGAGCGGCUUCUCAAGGUGCCGGGCAUCGACGUCAACGCUGGAGAUACAACGGCGCUGGCACAAGCUGCAGAGAGUGGUCACACAGACAUCGUCGAGCGGCUUCUCAAGGUGCCGGGCAUCGACGUCAAUGCUGGAGAUCCAACGGCGCUGGCACGAGCUGUAGGAGUUGGUCACACAGACAUGGUCGAGCGGCUUCUCAAGGUGCCGGGCAUCGACGUCAACGCUGGAGAUACAACGGCGCUGGCGUGGGCUGCAUUGAGUGGUCACACAGACAUUGUCGAGCGGCUUCUCAAGGUGCCGGGCAUCGACGUCAACACUGGACGUGCAACGGCGCUGGCACGAGCUGCAGAGAGUGGUCACACAGACAUCGUCGAGCGGCUUCUCAAGGUGCCGGGCAUCGACGUCAACGCUCCGGAUACGGAUGUAUUUGGGUUAGGGAGGACGGCACUAAUGAAGGCUGUAGCGAAUGGUCACAAAGAUAUUGUCGCGAGACUUCUCAAAGUUCCAGGAAUUGCGGUGAGCGUUAUCGAUGACCAUGGAAGGACAGCCUUGGAUCUCGCGCGUGAAGUCGCAGCAAGUGCCCAUCGGGGGAUCGAUGAUGAUGAUGAAAAUGUAGCACAGGUGAUACUCCAAAUGCUAAUGGAUGCUCAGACGGAUGAGUCGACGCCAGCCUUUGUCGACGCUACUUCCGCCGUGGAUGGCUGCCAGAUAAUGAACGAGAGCUUAAUCAACUCCUGUUGGGCCCCGCCGCUGUACCCCAGCUGGGAACGCGAGAAUCCUGACGAUGGCUCGACUUCAUACUGGAUGAGCUACUCGGUGGAAUCCUCUAAUGAUCUCCAGCCUAUCGAUCCACCCGUAAGCCGUGGCGCAACAUCCCCGACUAGCCUGUAA